ACCACGCCCAUGGUCCAGAUCCGCGCACCAGCACCGCCAUCCUCCGCCCCCUCCCAUCCACAACUGCAGAUUCUCUUCCGCCAUCCUGGCUAUGACGAUGGCAACAAUAUUCUCUUCAAGUUACAUGCCUCUGACAUGGACGACAAUGGGCAGCCUGGCCUCUAUGCUCAGCUUGCGCUCGAUGCCUGCACCAUAAUUGCUGGGAACUGCGCCGGCAAGUGCUGGCUGUCAUUGCUGCGAGACGGAAGCGCCUCCAUCGACCCGGCCAGCACGCUGCGCGGACGUAGCUACUACUUCCACCUCGACGGCGCUGAUGAUGAUCCGUAUGCUAUUGUCCCAAACUUCCGCCAGUGGAGCUACCCGCACGACCACCUUCCCAUACACUGGCAGCAGAUGGCGCCCAAUGUAAGCAUCGCGUCUUCCGGUAUCACUUUCGUACCUUCGAACCUUACGGCCGCCCUACUGAUGCGCGACGGUUCAUGUCGCCUGAGUGGCUGUCGCGAGCAGCUUCAGGUCGCGCACGUCGUGCCUCAGGCCGAGCUAGACUGGUGGAGGACCAACGAAAUGUCGCGGUACAACACGGGCUCGACAUCUACACUCGACGAUACGGCCAACGCGUUACUGCUGCGCGCCGAUCUACAUAUCGCUUUUGACAAGCCCCGUAUCGCCUUUGUUCCUAAGCCGACCGGUGACGGCGGCGACAUGCGGCUCGUUGCGCACUUGCUAGAGUACUCGCCCGAGCUCGAGCAUCUUUACCACAACCGCGAAUUGCACCCUACGACGGUGGGCAUUGAUAUGCUGUAUGCGCGCUUUGCAUGGACCGUCUUCUCGCUACUCGACGCAUUUCUCGAGUGCAAAACCGAUCGACGUCUCGCCUUGCGCUCUUCUGAGGUCUGCGUGGCAGAUGCUCGUGGCUUUGUAACUGCCGCUAACUGUGAGCUCUUCUCUACUGCCGCGACGAAGAAACGCUCGCAGAGCCCCAAGAAGCGCAAGUCUGAGCGUGACACUGUGCUUGAGCAUAAUGAGCUUCAGGGCUCUAUCGAUUUGAGCCGCCGAAAACGCGAAUCUGCUAUCAAAGCUGAGACUUCAUCGCCCGAUGCCACCCCAAUGAAGGGCUCCCAACCCUAUCCGAUAUCUCUCAUUCUUCGAAAGCCUGUUCAAUCGCCCACAAAAUUGCCCCUCUCGCCGCUCGAUUCCUGGCCGUCUUCCCACCCUCCGAUACCGUCGCUCGCACAAACCUGGCUCAGCGCCGAACGCCAGCGGUCAGACCCUCACAGCAUGUGGAAUAAGGAGCGUGACUGGGCGCGGGACGUUUGGGACGGCAGGACACUGACGGGUGACGACGUGCGGCGGUGGUUCGAGGUCUGCGGCGUUGAGAUUAGAGAUGAAUGACUGUUACAAGAAGCUAUGGGCUUAUAGUCGGUAGAUCUGCUGCGUACGUUUGACUGUAUGCCUCUUGCCAUCACCUGAGCUGCUGCUUACAUGAACUGCCGGGCGUGGAUAACAAUAACGGGAUAUCUUAAUGAGUUUCGCGAGAAUGGCACACGCCCAAAAAGUCCGCUCAAGCAAUAUGCAGGUGACCACCGCAACACGACAGCGCAUAGAACUCAGUAGUAAUAAUAUAGUAGAUGUCAUCUGAUCAGCCCCAAUUUAACACUGCUCAAGAGCAAAGAUAAAUUGAGUUGAAUUACUACGACAGAAUGCUACAGCAAGGCCUAAUCUACCCUUAUGAGAAGUUGAUUAAGUGUGUUGUUGUCGCGGCAUU
Bipolaris maydis ATCC 48331 is the source of this 1765-nucleotide messenger RNA. RefSeq lists its product as uncharacterized. The record is from RefSeq and is a predicted model, not a curated record. NCBI's taxonomy places the organism in Eukaryota, Fungi, Ascomycota, Dothideomycetes, Pleosporales, Pleosporaceae.